AUGAUAGACCACGUCCUUGGGCGGCCAUCUACAAAGUUCCGGAAGAUCCAGGUUCUUGCUGUACUUGUAUUCUGGUCUACCUAUCUAUUAAGAGGAAACAAGAAUGGCCCUCCUUUUAUCCGCAAAAUCUCGUCGCGCCUCUCAAAAAAGCUGAGCGUCUGGCAAACCACUGUCCUUGUUUUCCUCUGGCUCUAUAUUUGCCGCAAUUUUGCGAAAAUUGUCGGCCUUGAGUGCCCUGAGCCUUUAGCCAACCUCUACUCGCGCUCCUUUUUCCGGGCAACAUGGAUCGCGACUGGAUUAGACGCUGGGUUCUGGACGGCAAUGGGGAUAAAGCCAAAAUGGCUACGAGAUAUUGCGUCUCUGGUUUUCUCUGGUUAUUACCUUAUCGCAGCAGAACAGGCAGAUGAGAAGGUUCGCCGGGUACGUGCUACACUCACAGUAGAGCAUAUGCGUGUGUCAUGGAAUAAGAGCACCACACCGUAUCUCUGGGCACUCGCCAAAUUGGGCCGCCCGCGGCUCACGAGGUACCCUCCGCGUGCCAUCCGUAUCCCCCGACCAGCGUCCUCGAUAUACAAGGAGCCGACAAAUGCAUGGCUUUACUUCGAUGGGUCAUUGACUGCGCUACGUGAUCAAACAUGCAUUGUCCUUGAUAUUCCUGGGGGUGGUUUUGUUUCGAUGAGCCCUCGGCAUUCCGAAGACCGACUUCUGGCCUGGGCGGCGAGAACCAAAGUUCCCGUACUGAGUCUCGACUACAAGAAGGCACCGGAGUACCCGUAUCCGUAUGCUUUAAACGAGUGUUAUGAUGUAUAUCAUUCCAUUGUCUCUACCCGUGGGCGGUGCUUGGGCCUCAACGGACGGACUCGUCCUCGUGUCGUCAUCACUGGUGAUAGUGCUGGUGGUAAUCUCGCCACAGGCGUCACCCUUAUGAUCCUUCAAUCCGGCAGUACACAUGCCUCUAGAUGGCAAGGACAAAACAUGCUUCCACCCCCGGACGGGCUGGUUCUACCCUAUCCCGCGCUGAACAUGAAGAUAGAAAGCUGGAUGACAGAAGAGCAAAUGGCGUUGAUCCAAGAGAAAAGCACACGUCGAACCAAUGAGAGCGUGCUCCGCAGGAAAGAUAUGGACUAUCACCGAUUGACGCCUUUUACUUCUCCGGGAACGUCGUUCGGAGAUUUCCAGCGUGACUCUUUCUCUGAUGCAGACUUGGAAGUUGGAAAUUUGGUUGACGCGACCUCGGAGAAGUUGGCACAGCAACAGAAGAUGGACAUUCCUGAAAAUGAAGCGGCUGCUAUCACUGAGCACCAGCCUAAGCAGAUCCAAACACGGCUGGCCGUCUCAUCGAUGAUAUCGUACGUCAAUGAUCGUAUAUUAACCCCUGAGAUGAUGAGGGCAAUGAUCAUCCUAUAUAUCGGACCGCACAACCGCCCCGACUUCAAUACGGACUACCUACUCUCCCCAGCCUUGGCUCCCGAAGACCUUCUAGCACGCUUUCCCAAGACGUACAUUAUCACCGGAGAACGUGACCCUCUAGUAGACGACACGGUCAUCUUCGCCGGGCGACUGAGACACGCUAAGCUCCGCCAAUUUCAGGAACGACAAGAACUGGGCCUCGAAAAGUCUUAUCGUAGGUUCAACGCUAAAGACCACGUCGAGGUAUCCCUAUUGCCCGGAAUAUCUCACGGGUUCAUGCAAAUGGCAGGCUUCUUUCCAGAUAGCUGGAAGCACAUCUAUCGCUGCGCAAGUUGGAUUCAAGAUCUAUUCGAUCUCGCCCAGGCUAAAAGAUCAUCCUCUUAUACUAAGGCCCUCACCAACGGUACACAAUUACCAAAGGGACCUAAGUCCGUUCCUCGUGGAAACAACUCGCGCAAUCACAGACGCCAUCUCACCGGAGAGUCAUCCGGCGACGAGGAUAGGCCUCUCGAGAUAGGCAUCAAGAAAUUGACACCACUGACGCCACUGCAUCGCAGCUCCAGCGCCCCCAUCGACAGUACCGAUAUUGAAAGUCAAGCUAUCGCUGCCAAGGAUGGCGACAGCGAGGAUGCUAAAAAGGAACGCAUUCGUAGCGUCUCCCGAGGGCGAACUCUGCGGCCAGGAAUCACCAAGAAACAGCGUCCCACACCCAUGAGGUUAACGAUCCCUCCUCGAGACGGGUAUAUCUCUGGAUCGCCGAGUCCUGUUCCUUUGCGGGAGAGAAACCGAAGUAUCAACAGCCUUGCCAGCGAGGAAGACCUGAUUGACCGGCGCAUGAAUGGUAUAGCUGGAGGGUUGAUGGGAAUUGGCGAGGGUGCCAGGACGCCUUAG
Molecule: messenger RNA, 2301 nt
Organism: Aspergillus luchuensis
Lineage: Eukaryota; Fungi; Ascomycota; Eurotiomycetes; Eurotiales; Aspergillaceae
Product: putative lipase
Exons: 3
Coding region: 1-2301 (766 amino acids)
Biological process (GO): triglyceride catabolic process
Cellular component (GO): cytosol
Molecular function (GO): sterol ester esterase activity; triacylglycerol lipase activity
Source: RefSeq, a predicted model, not a curated record